UCUAAUCCCACUUCAGAUCAUUCUUUUCACGCCAUCACUCCUUCCUUCUUCGCCAUCCAUCCAUCCAUCCAUCCAUCCAUCCAUCCAUCCAUUCUUCCAUCCCAUUCCUCAAACAGCUAUAACAAACACAUUUCCCAUUUCUUCUUCCCCCUUUAUUUCGCUUUUUUUCUCUGUACCAGUGCCUGUGUUUACUCAACUUCUCUACGUAAAGCUGAUUCCUUGAUUGCCAAGAACGCCCUCGUACUCGCAUACACAGGUUGCUGCUAUGACAACACAACGAGCCUCCAACGAGCUGGAGAAGAACGGGUCCAGGUCCCUAGAGUCCUCCUCGAGUCCCUCAAACCCGACCGUAGCCACAGGAACCUUCGUCGCUAGUCGGUCGCCGUCCUCGUACUCACUCCGCUCCCGCUUAUCUCCAUCGACAAGACUACGUUACCGCCAGUUGGUACAGCCAAUUACCCCCACAGAACUCGAAGCCAUUCCUGAAACAGAGAGCAAUGCUUCUCUUGCUGACAGGGUCUCUUCAGGAGGAAUGCGCUAUCCACGAGUGCAUCUCUCGAGCGUCGAUCUUGCAAAACCUCGUAUCUAUACCCGCCUACUGUACUUUUUUGAAGCGAGCAGCAGCUUUAUCGACAUCGCCAUCAACAGCAACAAGAACAGCAACAGCACCAGCGCCAGUCAAGGAUCCUUCUCGCCGAUUUCGUCCUCAUCGUCUUCGAGUGGAUCGGCAGCGGGCGUCACAUCUUUUCCAGUGCUCUCACCUACGGUCACUUCGCCACCAACUUCGAAAAGGAAGGCGGGCUUCAAAUCCCGUCACCACUAUCAUUAUCACCAGUCUCCGUUCAUGGACCCUAUGCUUCUGCAAGCGUCCUUGGCCUUGGUCCUCUCCGAUUUCGUUCCCUUGGCAGGACGACUCUGCAACAGCGGCCAGGAAUUCAUCACUAGUUCCGUUCGACCCUACAUCGAAUGCAACGAUCGAGGCGUUCUCUUUGCAGUGGCUGAUACGACUGUGACCAUGGAACAGAUCCGUCAAGGCGACUAUCAAGAUGCAGUCCUGCCACCACAUCUAUUCCCUGUCGGACUCUACCCAGCCUCGCUUCGCGAUCCUCCUCUGUUGAGCGUCCAGCUCACGUAUACCCAGGACCACUCAUUGAUCAUGGGCGUUGCCAUGGAUUCGGCCGCCAUGGAUGCGACUUCGCUGGUCUCAUUUAUGGAUGCCUGGUCAAAGAUUACUCAGGGAAAGGAUUUUGCGCCGUAUCCGAUCUUGGAUCGAUCGUUUUUGGAAAAGCAUGGCGAGGAUCAUGGACCCAAUGGUGUCUAUCGGCAUCAACGUGUCAACAAUUCGCCACCUCCACCGAUCUUGUUCGACAACAGUUUGGAUAACGAACUCGAUAGAGGCCUUGGCGAGAUGGACCUGCACGCGGAAAAUGAAGAUGAUAUCGACAGCGACGAGGAGGGCAUUAUUAGUGAGGAUAAGGAGGACGGACCAGGGCGCAGCCUCAAUCUUGAACAGGCACAGAGACAGAUGCAAUUGCUUCAUGCGGGGUCAGAUGAGGCUGCAGGGACUGUGCAUUGUGGCGCAGCUGAUAUCCCAGUAGUGGUUGUGGAUCAUGCGGAGCAGCUCGAAGGACCUGCGGAGGAUAUUCCAGAUCAGCUUGAUAGGAGCCAAAUCCUGGGGAGUGCGAGCGCAGAGACAGAGUCGGAAGGAGGGAACCUCCACCUUUUCCAUUUUACGGCAGGGCAACUGGAGCGGAUCAAGAAGCUGGCAUCAGAGCAGAACAUCGCAGCAGCAGCCUGUGCGGCGGAUGAUAAGGAGAUCAGUGACAAGUGGGUGUCUACGGGUGACUCGUUGAUUGCUUACCUGUGGAAGAUGUCGACGAUCGCGCGAAGGAUGGAGCCGGAUUGCAAGCUGAUGUGUGGAGUUGUCAUGGAUAUACGGAACCGACUGAAGCCCGCUAUUCCUGAAGGAUUUAUCGGCAAUGCAAUCUUGUCGAUAUUUGUUCAGAUGCCGGUGCAUUCGCUGCUGACGACACCCCUGUCGCUUCCAUCGCGAUUGCUGCGAGACGAACUUUUGUUGCAGACGCCUGAGCAGAUUCGGUCAUCUAUUAGCUGGAUUCAGAAGCAAGAGUACCCACAUUUGAUUGAGGCGGAUAGCAACAAUCCAUUCGGAGACGAUUUCAUGGUAUGGUCGUUCCGCAAGCUGAGCAUGUACUCACCUGACUUUGGACAGGGAUGUCCUACGAAGGUCCGAAUUGGUCAAGGUGGAUUUGGAGGAGGCGAGGGUAUGUGCAUUAUCAUGGAUAGCGCGCCUUCAUAUAGUGGGGCGAGUGGUGUUGGUAGCAGCAGCGGCUCGGCGGGUGUUGGUGAGGCAGGUGUGGAUGUGUACCUUGGACUGCAGGGCGAACAUCUGCAGGACUUUGAGAAGGUCCAUCGAGGGUUUAUGGAGAGUCUUCUAGAGAAUGGCGGUGGAUGGGAGGUAGUAUAGAUGUUAUUGCCAAGAAGAGGUUUUUUCUUGGCCUAAACAUCAGUGAUAAACCAUACGUCUCCUUCAUGUUCUACACCA
Messenger RNA from Gamsiella multidivaricata, 2563 nucleotides. Its product is annotated as transferase family-domain-containing protein. The record is from RefSeq and is a predicted model, not a curated record. Lineage: Eukaryota; Fungi; Mortierellomycota; Mortierellomycetes; Mortierellales; Mortierellaceae. The transcript is spliced from 2 exons. The coding region runs from base 266 to 2485 and encodes 739 amino acids.